AUGCUUGCGUCUACUUCUUCCCCAACCGAUGCGGCCGAAAUACACAAUAAAAUGGAGUUCAAAGAAGACCUUGACUCUCACUCUCACAAGGGUUCUAACACCGAAGGUUCUGGCACCGGAGAGCAGAUUGCCCUUGCCAACGUGGACGUCGAGGCCGCUCCCAAACUUCCACCUCCUGGCGAUUUUCCUGAAGGCGGAUUGGAGGCUUGGCUGGUUGUCCUUGGUGGAUGGUGCGCUCUCUUUUGCACUUUUGGACUGAUCAAUUGCGUGGGCGUAUUUGAAGAGUAUUACGUCUCCGAUCCAUUGAAGGAAUACUCUUCUUCUGUUGUGAGCUGGAUUCUGUCAGUGCUGAUAUUCUUGAUGAUAUUUUGCGGGGCGAUAUUUGGCCUUAUUUUCGAUAAUUAUGGAUCGCGAUGGCUCCUCUGGGGAGGCUCCGUUACUUACGUCUUCGGCCUCAUGAUGACCUCUCUCUCCAAAGAGUACUACCAAUUCUUCCUCGCCCAGGCAAUUGUCUCUGCCAUUGGAUCUAGUGCCGUCUUCAAUGCCUGCAUGUCCUCCAUCGUCAGUUGGUUUCUCAGGAGGCGCGCUGCCGCUUAUGGUAUCAUGGUCUCGGGCUCAUCUGUCGGUGGUGUCGUUUUGCCAAUCAUGAUGAAUAAACUGAUUAUCAAGAUUGGAUUUCCUUGGAUGAUGCGUACACUCGGCUUCAUGUUUAUGGCGCUGCUGGGCAUUGCGUGUUUGACAGUCAAGUCGAGACUGCCACCGCGCCCACGCAAAUUCGUCCUCAGAGAGUACGCGAAGCACCUCAAGGAUAUCCGAUUGGUUACUACCACUGCAGCAUCAUUCUUCUUCUAUAUGGGAAUGUUCUUGCCCUUCAACUAUGUUAUUCUUCAGGCUCAAAACGCCGGCUUCUCUCCGAAGUUGGUCCCAUAUCUGAUACCAAUCCUCAAUGCCUCGAGUAUCUUUGGACGAAUUCUCCCUGGCGUUGUAGCCGACAAGAUGGGCAGGUUCAAUGUGAUGAUCAUCAUCACUUUCGUGUCUGCUAUAUCCUGUCUCGCCAUCUGGAUUCCUGUCAAGAGUAUCGCCGGCAUCAUCGUUUUUGUCAUCAUAUUCGGCUUCUCCUCUGGAGGUGUCAUCUCCCUUGGGCCAACGCUUGUGGCUCAGAUCUCCGACAUUAGGCACAUUGGUACUCGAGUCGGCGUAGCGUUUUCAAUUCAAGCCAUCGGGGCACUGAUUGGAAGUCCCAUUGGCGGCGCCAUUGUGUCGUCGCAGCAUGGCGACUAUCUCGGCCUGCAGUUGUUUUGUGGCUUGUCUAUGGUGGUGGGAUGCUUGUUGUUCAUUUGGGCGCGAUAUACUGUUAUUGGCUUCAAAUGGGUCAAGGUUUGA
Molecule: messenger RNA, 1383 nt
Organism: Trichoderma aggressivum f. europaeum
Lineage: Eukaryota; Fungi; Ascomycota; Sordariomycetes; Hypocreales; Hypocreaceae
Exons: 2
Coding region: 1-1383 (460 amino acids)
Biological process (GO): transmembrane transport
Cellular component (GO): membrane
Molecular function (GO): transmembrane transporter activity
Source: RefSeq, a predicted model, not a curated record